CAGGAAGGUCAGCAAGUCCUAUAUAUCGAUACCAGCUGCAACCACAACCUUCCCGCCGCGAUACUUACCCGGUUCCGCCACAAGACAAUAGAUCGCACAUCAAAAUGGCGUCUGCUCAAUCUCCUCUCGCUGGAUUGUCUCCAGCAUGUCACCUCCUGCUCGAGGCCAAGGCGAACAAGGGCCUUACUUUCGAAAAGAUCGCUGAGAGUAUCAACAAGCCGGAAGUUUGGACUGCCGCCGUGUUUUACGGUCAAGCCAAGCCGAGCUCGGAUGAUCUCGCCAAACUUGGAGAGGUCUUGGGUCUGGAUCAAGAACAGCUGAAGUCGAGUUUCGGAGACCACCACAUGGUUCACCGGGGAGAGACUUGGACGUGGCCACCUAAGGAUCCCGUCUUGUACCGUCUAUACGAAGUCUUGGUUGUAUACGGCUACUCGUACAAAGCACUGAUCGCCGAGAAGUUUGGCGACGGUAUCAUGUCCGCCAUCGACUUUCGAACAUCCGUCGCUAGAAAACCAGACCCUAAGGGGGAUCGAGUUGUCAUCACCCUCGACGGGAAGUUCUUGCCCUACUCAUCCACAGCUGAAGGAGGUACUUGGACCCGUGAGAACUGUUAAGCGAACGAUCUUUGACAAUCCCAAGCAUGAACUUUGUAAUCUGUAAUUUAUCGUC
Filobasidium floriforme is the source of this 669-nucleotide messenger RNA. Its product is annotated as cyanate lyase C-terminal domain-containing protein. The transcript has 7 exons. Gene Ontology annotation, molecular function: cyanate hydratase activity; DNA binding. The coding region runs from base 105 to 614 and encodes 169 amino acids. The record is from RefSeq and is a predicted model, not a curated record. NCBI's taxonomy places the organism in Eukaryota, Fungi, Basidiomycota, Tremellomycetes, Filobasidiales, Filobasidiaceae.